This is a messenger RNA of Gopherus evgoodei (Goodes thornscrub tortoise), 8489 nucleotides long. Its product is annotated as nuclear envelope pore membrane protein POM 121-like. Gene Ontology annotation, cellular component: nuclear pore. The coding region runs from base 932 to 4144 and encodes 1070 amino acids. The record is from RefSeq and is a predicted model, not a curated record. Gene Ontology annotation, biological process: protein import into nucleus; RNA export from nucleus. The transcript has 13 exons. Lineage: Eukaryota; Metazoa; Chordata; Testudines; Testudinidae. Gene Ontology annotation, molecular function: structural constituent of nuclear pore.
CUCACCCCAACUCACCCUCUGACCAUGCCAUCUUUCCUCCAGCCCAGCCCCAUGCCUCACCUUGGGGUAAGAGUGGACCGACCCUCCUCAGCCUUCUCCCUCAUUCAUUGAUCCCCCAGCACAACCUGCUGCCUUGCCCCGUUACCACUGAUCCCCAAGCCUGACCUGCCCUUCCAAUGCCCCCCGCACUCCCUCCGCUAUGACUCCCCCAGCCAAACCUGCCUCCUCAGGUCCCCUCACUCCUGCCUGCCCCAUCAGCCCCGGCUGGCCAGUUCCCCCUUCAGUCUGCUACAUUCCCUCUGACCUCCCCCCACCCAUUCCUCUGCUCCCAUUCUCAGCCUGGACCACUGCCUUGCCUUCAGCUAAGGACUGGACUGAUCAUCCCCAGCCCUCCCUCACCCUGACCCUGCUCAGCCCAUCCAGUCCCACCGACCACAUAGGCUGAUCAGCUCCUUGGCCUUUGGGUAAAGACCAGACUGCCCCUUCACCCCCAGCUUGACCUGCCACCACUCCUUCAGGAAAGGACCAGAUCUGCCCCCAGAGCCUCCUAGCCCAACCCUCAGCCCCCACAACCCACCACCUCUGUUCUCACUAAAGAUGGGACCGACCUGCCCCAGCCACCUCCCCCCAACCUCCCCUCUCUUCCUGAUGCAUCUCCUCUGGGUAAGGAUAGGACUGAACCCCCUCUCAGCCCUGCUCCGGAGGCUGCUCCAUCCCUGCCCAGCUCCUCAUCCCCAAUCCAUGGUGCCCUCUCGCUCUCCUUCAAGUAAGGACAAGAUGGAUCCCUCCUCCCCGUUGCUCCCUCCUCAGCCCCCAUUUGGGGGGCAGCCCCCUCUCUAUUAUCCUCCUGUCCUUGCUGUCCCUCCCGGCCCCCUCAGCUCAACUCCCAUUUAGCUUUCCUUGGUCCUGCUACCCCCAACCCUUCUGGGAAAUGGCCCCUCUUCUCUCCCCACUGUCUGAUCUCCCCCUUCCUGUGCUGCUCCUGGGGUACCCCUUCUUCCAACAUUGGCAGCAGGCCCCACCUUGGAGCCGGGGGCGGGAAGUCUCCCUGCUUUGGGAUCACCUGACUCCACCAACUCCCUUUGCGCUGGCUCCUCGGCGCCGGUAUCCAAUUCAGCAGGCCCAAUACUCCUCAUUGGGGGCCCUUCCCACAGUAUGCCUGGAUGGCUACCAGAGGAAAAGCCUGCUAUCUGCUCGCAACUCCAGCAUGGUGCACAGCCCGGUGACAGUGAAGAUCGCCCGGCCGGACAGCAACCUGGCUCGCUCUCCACUCUUGGAGCAGCUGGUUUCGCCUAUGGCCUUGUCGUGCAAUAGCACCCUGGACCCAUGUGCAAAGGAGACUGUACUGAGUGCCCUCAAAGAGAGCAGGAAGAGGGCUGUGGAGGAGGAGGACCAGAGUUUCCCCAGUGGUCAGGAGAACAAAAGAAGACGCCAUGACAGCAGUGGCAGUGGGCAGUCUGCAUUUGAGCCUCUGGUAGCCAAUGGAGCCCCAGCUUCUCUGGUACCCAAGCCAGGCACUUUGAAGAGGGCCCUCGUUUCCCAGUGCCUAGAUGAUUGCUUGAGCAAGAGAUCGCGCACUUCUUCCAUCAGCUCCAUGAACACCACAUAUACUGGUGGGAUUCCCAGCUCCAUCCGCAAUGCCAUCGCUAGCUCCUACAGUUCCACCCGGGGACUCUCGAAGUUGUGGAAGAGAAGUGGCCCGAGUACUUCACCUCUCUCCAGUCCAGCAUCUUCCCGCUCUCAGACACCGGAGAGGCCUAGCAAGAAAGCCAGGGAGGAGGAUGCUCACUGGUCCAGCACGUCUACCCCUGUAAAAUCUGACAAGGAGCUGCAGACAGAAAAGGCUUUGGAGACUCCUGUGCGGAAGAAGCAGAGUUCCUUGACCUCGCCUGCCAUGUCGGGGAGCAGUGGGAAACGCAAGCGGAAGAUCCAGCUGCUUUCUUCUCGCCAAGGAGACCAGCUUACCCUGCCCCCACCCCCUCAGCUGGGUUAUGCUGUCACAGCAGAGGACUUGGAUGCAGAAAAGAAAGCAGCACUGCAAUGGUUCAACAAAGUCUUGGAGGAUAAGACAGUAGAGGCCACCCCAAGCACUGCUGCAAAAAGCACCCCUGCAUCCAGGCCUGUGUCAUUCACACUGACAUCUAGUGGGCCUACAUCUGUUUCCUCGGCCCCCCUGGUCACCAGCACUGGGUCACUCCUGGAGAGUCUGAAGAAGAUGCAGAGCAGCCAGAGUGCACUUGUGCUUUCAGAUUCGACUGGUGCUGCAAUGACAUCUCAGCUGCCUCUGACAGUUCCCAUGGUAUUGCUGGAUUCAGGUUCACUCCCUGCAGCUGUGUCUGACUCCAAGCCUGGGCCUGCUCCCUUGGCCCCUCCCUCCUCCACUGCCCAGCCUGCCAGCAGUGUGAGCAACCUGGCGAUUCCUGCUUCAACUGACCUGGGCCAGACGCCCGCCAAGACACCCUCCCCCCCUAAACCCAGCAUUCUCUUUGGGAUGCUGAGCACACCGCCCGCCAGCCAGCCUGGACCAGGGGCAGCAUCCACCGCACCCACGGCCACCCCCAUGUUCAAACCAGUCUUUGGCACCCUGCCAAAAAGCGAGAGCGUGGCGCGCUCUGCAGCUGGCACCUCUCUGGCAGUCACAGCAUCUACCAGCUCUGUGCCUCCCUCGACCGCGUCUUCCUCUGCCGCCACCACCACCACAUUCAAGCCCGUCUUUGGGAACUUAGCAGCUGCUGCUGCUGCACCUAUAGCAACAGCGUCUCCUUUCACAUUCAAGCAGAUACCUCAGCCAGCCCCAGCUGCUGAUCUGACAGCACCUUCCACUACAGACACCACCUCUGUCUUCACCGGCCUCCCCAGCGCUGUCUUUACUACUGCAGCCAGCGCUGCCAGCACGCUGAGUGCCACCACUGACGCCACCACAAAGCCAGCCUUCAGCUUUGGACUUGGCGUGCCACUCACCACCAGUGCAUCCAACAGCACAACCGUCACUGCGCCCGUCUCCACUAGAGCAACCCAGCCGUUCCUGUUCGGAGCCUCUCCAAACCCGGCCCCCAGCACAGCAGCAAGCUUCACAUCUACCGCUCCUAUCUUCCAGUUCGGAAAGCCUGCAGCCCCCACUGCCAGCGUUCCGGCAGGCUCCACCUUCGGGCCAGCACAGGCUGCUCCCAGCACCACUGCUGGCUUUAGCAUCUUUGGGGGCACAAAUCUGACUUCUUCUACCCCACCAACCACCGGUCAGGCAACGCUGUCGUUUGGUUCCUCCACUGCAGCAUUUGGUGGUUCCUUUGGAACAGGUGCAAAACCGCCCCCUCCGUAUCCCGGUGCAGCUGGUCAGCCUGCGUUUGCCAGUGGCACCCCGGAGAGCCAGCAGCCCACCAGCAAACCUGCCGCUGGCCCCGCGAGCUUUAGUACCCCUGCUUUUGGCUUUGGGGCCUCUGCAGCUCCCUCUGCGGCACAGCCGGCGUUCGGGAACAACUCGCAGCCAGUUUUCGGAGGGACUAAUACCCAAGUUUCCUUUGGCACCAACAGCUCCCAGCCAGCUUUUGGAGGCACUACAUCAGUGUUCUCCUUUGGAACAGCCACCACUUCAAGCACGUCAAGUUUUGGCUCCAACACCCAGCCUACGAAGAGCAGUACAGGUAGCAUGGUGUUUGGCGGAACCACUGCCUCUCCAUUCCCCUUUGGGGUGUCCAACCAGCAGAGCACAGGCGCCAGUGCCUUUGCCAUGGGAGCGUCUGCCCUGAGUGGGGGCACCCCCUCCGUGGCAUUCAAUUUUGGGGCUGGACAGAAUGGAUCGGCAAGCACAGCAACCCCCUUUGGUUCUUCCCUGACACAGAACACGUUGUGUGCCCAAAACCAGAGCACGCCGUUCGCCUUCGCUGUGCCUGGCACUCCUGACAGCAAGCCUGUGUUUGGAGGAACUCCCACUCCCUCCUUUGGGCAGAGCAUGCCUGCUCCAGGAGCAGGGCCUGUUGGGAGCAACAGCCUUUCCUUUGGGACCCCCAGCACUCCUGGGUCGGGCUUUGGAGGAGCCAGGCCUCCAUUUGGACCAUCAACCCCUGCGUUUUCCAUCGGGGCAGGAUCCAAGACUGGGCCCCGUCAGCGGCUGCAGGCACGAAGGCAGCACCCCCGGAAAAAAUAACCUCUUGGGUCUUCUGUUGGAUCUUAGUUCUGGCCCAGCUGUGAAGAGCCCCAGCCCAGCCACCUGAGCCGAGGGUAUCUGAGCUCUAAGAAACCCUUCUGACAAGGAGACGGGGCCCUUGGGUCAGGCGCUCUGUUCUGAAAUUGGCUGGAGACGCUUCUGGGUGGCGGCGACUCCGACGCAGGACAGGACAAACCAAACCCUUCGUACUUGAACAGUUCCACAGCCGAGACUGGAUAAACUCUGUACAUAUCAGCAGCGUUCCUUUCCUCCCUUAUUUCUCCAGGGCUCACAAUGUGUCAUUUCUCCAUGGCUUCAUCUAGUUACUCCUGUGCUCUUCUGACCAUACUGACACUUCAGCCUUGCCCAUCCACCGUGUACCGAGUGUGUGGCGUGGGAGCUGGUGGGGGACGAGGGGAGGUGCCCAUGGUGCAGGCUCAUAUGCACGUUCCCUGUCUGUGCCUGAAUGGAAACUCGCAUUCUGCUCCUUCCCAUGCUGUGGCCCUGCAUUCCCCCGUGUAGCUUUGCUAUAAGUGAGGUUCUUCCCUCCAGGCAGAUGCGUUCCCAGUCUGCCUCGUGGCUGCUGGUCCUGGAAGGGGUGUAUUUUCACUGGCUCCAGAGGCCUUUCCCUGCACGGUGAUCUCAUGCCCUGGUAAAUGCACCUCUCCCCCCUCCUCCUAAGGGACUCCAGCCUCUGGUUUGAACUGGCAGGUGCUGGCUUGCCAGACAUCUGGCCUGGACAAACUUUGUAGGUGGGACUGGCCCGAGUCCCUGUGUGUUGGGGAGUAACUCUUGGUGCUCCAGACAGCUCCUGCAUCUGCGCCUAAUGACGCGCUGUGAGCAAUCUGCCUCUCAGUGCUCCCACACAGACCCUGCAACUCAGCAUCUUGCCUUGCUGCGGGAACCCAGGCCACUGCAGGGGUAGCCAACCUCUGCAUCCAGGAGAGCAGGAGGGUGGUGCCUUUGGUGCACCAGCCAUGUUCUGCCAGGCCCAGGCCCAGGCAUGAGCAGAACCCCUGCCCAGAGGAGGUGGGAUGCUGCCACUUACUGCCCUCUCCCAUCGUGAUGCUUCUGUAGUCUUCCCUGCUCCUGUCUAAGCACUGUCUGUUGUGCUCUUCGUAUGUUUGUUCGCUCAUUGAAUCGAGCUUGGAGGAAGAAUUGAACCGUGUGAGUGGCGGCAUGUUGGUAAUGCCGGAUUUGCUGUGUAAAGAUUUUGCGGGGAGGCUGUCUCCUAGUGGAGGAUGCACCCUGCCUCAUUGGGUGUUGAGAGUAGCAUCGUUGUGUGGCUACUAGUGCUGAGUGAACUCUAUCUUAAAUGUGAUGACUGAAAGGAUGGCAGCCUGGGCCGUGGGGGGGUCGCAGGCGCUGGAAGGGUUCCCUAGUUCCCAGGCUGGCGGCUCUUCUCUCCCUGUGUCUGCCCAUGAGCUUGGUACCCAGCCAGGGCUCUGUCGCACACGUCCCCUCAGUGCCAGGCUUCCCUAGGGCUGCCCGAAGCCACUAAAGGGAAAGAAUCCUCAACUGACACGCUUAGGACUCUGCUUCUUGCCCCUUUUAAAACUUGCAACCUCCUCCUCCUCCCUUAGCCUGGCUCCAGGGGCUGGGUGUGCUCAUUUCCAGCCAGCGGGGGGUGCUCAUGGGGCUGCCCCUGUGCCUUGGCGCUCAGAGGGGAGAGGGCCAGGGCUCCUGUUCCCUCUACUGUCCACCGCCUCUGGGGAGCUCUCACUGGGAGGAGGAGGAGGCCUUGUGUGCCUCGGGGAGAGUGGCCAACACCCCAAAGGCCUAGGCCCCUUUGACCCCCCCAUGGUCCAAGAGUGAUUCUGGCUGCCAGAUCUUUUUACUACUCAGAGGUGUGAGUGUGUGUCUGCCGAAUCCUAAAUUAACAGAUAUUUAAACAUUUUUUAAGAAAAUAAAAAUUUAUUUUUAUAUUUAAGCUAAAUUGCCUUUGAAUUCCUUCAAGCUUGGUUCACUGAGGUGGUCAAAAGUUCAAAGCUGUCGACUAGGAUUUAGCUGUGCAGUUACCUCUGGGAGGAGGAAGUGGUCCCUUGUGGGCCUGGAACCCACCCCUGCCAGCCAGGGCAGGCUGGGCUAGCAGCUGGGAAGUGAGCUAGCCCAUGGGGCAAGAAGGGCUGACCUGCUCUGUUCGAGGGGGUGCAUUCUCUUCCUGCUGGCAGGAGCUGCCGGGCUUCUCCUCCCUGACAGCCAAUGUUACAUGAAAUGUACUUAAUUCUUUUAUAAUGUGAUGUAUGUGGAUGUGACUAAACUUUUUUAUUUUUCCUUGAGACUGAGACUUGGGAGCUCUUUGCACGUCAGAGAGAGUUGGGGGGUGGGGGGUUAUUUUUUUCUACCAGGAACAAUGAGCCUCUCCUGACUGGGGAGGUGGGACAUGGGCGGAAAGUCUCUGGGCUCUAGCAGCUGGGAGGUGGCUUCUUUUAGGGUGAGGGUGUCCUGCACUCACCCCUGUCCCUUUGGAGGGCUGUAGCUGCCUGGGGUUGGGCUGGUUUUCCCCAGCCUUUCCUUAGGAUACCAAAGCAGCCAUGGCGGAGCUCUGCCCAGCCAUGGAAAUAGCACCGGCCCAGCCUUGCUGGAGUCUCAUUUCAGUCUGACUCUUUGCACAGGUUUGGAAAAUCAGGUGAAGGGCUCGUACCUUAAAACUGAUCCCGAAUCCCCGCCCCCAGCAGAGCCGUCCUAGAGCACACGUCUGGGCCCAUAUACUGUUGAGCGCUGGUAUCAGGCCUGUGCUUUCCCAGCCUGCUGCUUGUGGGGGAGGAGGGCGUUGUUCAGAGGCUCUGGAGCUUCCCAAAUCCCCUGGGAAUUGGGGCAGGUUGGCUCUGACGCUGUGACUAAUCCGUGGCUGUUGGUUCGUGCCAACUUGUAAGCGAGUGUCUUUGCUCCCUGGCUUAGAUCAGAGAAUUGCUUCUCCUCUCCAGAAGAAAGGGGAGUAGUUCAGUGUCAACCAGUAAGCAAAGCUCAGGUAGGUGUUGGUAGCGGCUAUGCACUCUGCUGGCAGUCCUGCUCCCACACUCCUGCAUUCCUUGGAGACAGGCCAGGAGAGAACUGCUCGUCUCAGCUGACUUUCCACCACCACCACCAUUCUGCCCAGCCUCCCAUCUAAUAAUAAUAUUAUUAUUAUUUAUUAUUUAUUAUUAGGGCUGGUGGAGGAGCCGAACAGAACAAGGGUGGGUUGAUGGUGUGCGUUUAUAGAACAAAUUAGCAGCAGCUCAAAAGAAGUGCUUGCAGUGGUUUCUGCCCUGAAGCAAACCAUGUUCGUAAUCAGCCUUCAGGGCAUGGCAGUUUACUUUGAAGCCUCUUUAUCUACCUUCAUUCGUGGCCGUGCUAGGCUAGAGGUGACGUACGAGGCAGAGGCCACAUAUUAGUUUUCUGGGCACAUAUCAUGCUGCAUUGGUGUGUAACUUACUGCAAUUCUAGUGUCCUGCAGCAGAAUAUAAGGAGGAGGCCUCCUGCUCCUCAGACACAGCCGGGCUCCUGCAGGCUAAUUAAACUCCCUUGGGAGUAUAUUGCAUCUGAGGCCCCUGUUCAUACCAAUGCAGUGCAAGGCCUUUCCAUGCUGCUCUGCAGUUGUCUUGGUCAUUCACAUCGGAGGCAGGUUGCUGGGGCUGGUGGAGGAGCUGAACAGAACAAGGGUGGGUUGAUGGUGUGCGUUAAUGGAACAAAUUAGCAUAUCAAAAGAGCCCCUUGCAGUGGUUUCUGCCCUGAAACAAACCAUGUUCAUAGUCAGCCGUCAGGGUGUGGCGGUUUCCUUUGAAGCCUGUUUCAGGCUAGUCCAGUAAAAGAACCAGGGUAGGACAAAGUAAUAGGGUCCAGGUACCACCACGGACCGAUGGGCUGGUUCAGACGCUUCCGGGAGUGUUACCCUGGGCCGAGCUUGUCUUUAACUAGUGCUGGUGCUCUAAACUGCCAAGCAACUCAGCAGCAGUUAACGAGUCACUUUGCUGCAUCUUGGUUGGCUUUGUGUUUGUAAAUGGCCCUUUCCUUGUUCUCUAACCAAGUUCCACCAGCCUGAGUUUUCUCAGCUCUCCCACCGUUCUCUGCUGUGAUAGCAAAUACCAAAGCUGCCUAGUGACCAGGCCGCUGCUCUAAGGGACCCCAUCUGCGUAUUGCACAGAGACCUUCUGUUGUCCGGCUUCCUCUUUAGCUGGGUGAGAACUGUGUGUGUUGCAAACCUGAGUGGGCUGCAGUACAUGAAUGUUGGGGGGAGGGCGGGGUUUUUAUUACAAAUGAAAACUUAGAUCAUUCCUGGUGCAGCUGGUAGGGAUUUUUAGCGUGAAUGUGCAAUUUUUUCCUUGCUUAUGUCAUUGAUUUAAAAUAAAAACAAAAUUGUGCUUGA